Thelazia callipaeda (thelaziosis nematode) is the source of this 1170-nucleotide messenger RNA. NCBI's taxonomy places the organism in Eukaryota, Metazoa, Nematoda, Chromadorea, Rhabditida, Thelaziidae. The record is from the annotation of a GenBank genome assembly.
AUGAAGAAGAGAGGGAGAUUGGUCAACUCGGAUAUGCCAACUUUGCUUACUUCUGACAAGGAACGUAAACAAAAGCUGCCGGAAUACGUACUAGUGAUGUAUCCAGGAGUGGUGAAAAGCGCUGAUGCAGCGAUACGGUCAUUGGGUGGCGAGCGGAACAUCUCAGCUAAUCAUUUCGAUGGCCGAUCUCUUGAUUUAAGAUAUCGUCCUAACAAUUUAUAUGCAAAUCGCAUGGUGUCAGAUCGAGGAUCCCCUGGAACGUCAAAUUUAGGUACAUCGACAAUACUGGCCAUUGCCAAAAUGCGCCGCAAAAAAUCGGAAAUGAACUGUAGGGAAGCACAAAUCAUUGGAAUGGUUUCGACAGUUUAUUCUUUCAAAGGUCUCUCGGAUUUCCAGUAUUUGCCCAUUCGCAAGAGCGAAGCGCAUCCUGAUUCAUUUGAAGAUUUAGUUCCAAAAUUAAUUCCGUUGGAUCUUUGUGCAGGUUUAUCAUGGUGGAACUAUCCCGACAUCGGUGUUCGAACUCGUUUUCAUCUUCCUCCUUAUCAGUUUUCUAGGUAUGCAGUACCAUCAACAAAAUUGUUAUGUAAAGAAAGACAAUUAUCUGCAGAGAAAUUGAAAGCAAAAUGCACUGGACAUGGACAAAGUUUGCGAUCAGAAAGAAAAUCCUUGACACGAACGGUUUAUACCACUGCAGAGUUCCCACAACAGCCUUCUGAAGAGGCAGUCAAUGAUGCAAAUAUGAGAUGUAAGAACUUGGAGCCUCAUUGUUUAAUGCAAAAGUUAUUUGAAAAUCGACCUUUGUGGACGAGGGUCGGUAUUGCCAAGAAAACGGGGCUCGAAGAUAAUUUGAUUAAGACUUUGUUGCAAAAGUAUGCAUUUUAUAUAUUAAAUGGGCCAUGGGGACGUUUAUGGUGUCGUUUUGGAUAUGAUCCAAGGAUCGAUCCUGAGGCUAGGCAAUAUCAGUCUGUAAUGGUAACUUUUCGACAACACUCCAAAAUUCCAGAGAAGCAGCGUUUGAAAAUCGUUAAUAAAAAUGGUGAGCGGAGUUGUGUUACACAUGUCUCAGUAACAAACAGGCCAUUACUACCUAUAGUCCGGACUCCAUCUAGGCCUCUCUGUGGUGGAUCUGUGGAUUACAUUUAUACGCCUGGUAAAUUAUUUUUCUUUUAA